AUGCCCCGCGCAAUCAGAGGCGUACUGAUCGAAUGCGAUCCUUCCAUCAAAUCCAUCAUAGUCAACAUCGAUAGCGUCAAUCACGACUUCAUCAUCGAGGAUCUAGACGAGGAGCGUGUCGUGGUGAAGGAAAACAUGGUUCAAUUGCUCAAACAGAAACUCGAGGACCGCCUGAAGGAGAAUCUUCCUCCUGUCGACGAGUCUGGUUCCGAAUAA
Molecule: messenger RNA, 216 nt
Organism: Trichoderma asperellum CBS 433.97
Lineage: Eukaryota; Fungi; Ascomycota; Sordariomycetes; Hypocreales; Hypocreaceae
Gene: TFB5
Product: TFIIH complex subunit tfb5
Biological process (GO): nucleotide-excision repair; nucleotide-excision repair, preincision complex assembly; transcription by RNA polymerase II
Cellular component (GO): transcription factor TFIIH core complex; transcription factor TFIIH holo complex
Source: RefSeq, a predicted model, not a curated record